This is a messenger RNA of Colias croceus (clouded yellow), 1154 nucleotides long. RefSeq names its product prostaglandin reductase 1-like. Gene Ontology annotation, molecular function: 2-alkenal reductase [NAD(P)H] activity; 15-oxoprostaglandin 13-reductase [NAD(P)+] activity. The record is from RefSeq and is a predicted model, not a curated record. The coding region runs from base 66 to 1073 and encodes 335 amino acids. Gene Ontology annotation, biological process: prostaglandin metabolic process. NCBI's taxonomy places the organism in Eukaryota, Metazoa, Arthropoda, Insecta, Lepidoptera, Pieridae. The transcript has a single exon. Gene Ontology annotation, cellular component: cytoplasm.
AGGAUUUUAUAAAAAUGAUAAUUUAUUCAGUUACUUACCGAUUGUCAAGGUAGUCAGACGUCAAUAUGGUAAAGGCUCGUAAAUAUGUUGUGAAAAAGUAUUUCGAAGGAAUUCCUAAACGAGAAGAUUAUGAAAUUGUAGAAUACAAUCUUCCGCCCUUACAAAAUGGCGAACUUCUUGUUAAAACCCAAUGGGUGAGUGUGGAUCCAUACCAAAGAGCAUAUAAUAGGAGAUAUCCGGUACCCUACGAUCAAUUUGGUUUCAUAGUGGGAGUAGUAGAAGACACCAAAAAUCCUCGUUUCCCCAUUGGUACAAAUGUUGUUACACAUAGUGGUUGGUGUGAUUACAGUAUCGUAAAUGCAAAUGAAUCCAAAACAAUAAGGGACGUUGUUUACAAACUGCCAGAUUUAAAAGGUUUGUCCCCGUCUGUUGGUAUUGGGGCAGCCGGAAUGGUUGGUAUAACAGCAUAUUUUGGGUUUCUUGAAAUAUGUCAACCUAAAGCUGGAGAAACUGUGGUUGUGACUGGUGCAGCUGGCGCAGUUGGUUCCAUUGUGGGGCAAAUUGCUAAAAUUAAAGGAUGCAAGGUUAUCGGAUUUGCGGGAACAGAUGAUAAAGUCGCAUGGCUCCAGAAUGAGCUAGGAUUUGACAAAGCGUAUAAUUACAAGACUUGUAAUGUUAAUGAGGUUCUUAAAGUUGCUGCUCCAAAUGGUGUCGACUGUUACUUCGAUAAUGUUGGUGGAGAAAUGAGCAGCACAAUCAUUAGCCACAUGAAUGAUUUCGGCAGAGUGUCUGUAUGCGGUAGUAUUAGUGCUUAUAAUGAUGACCAUUCCCAGUUACCAAGGGCACCCAUUUUACAAUUCGACAUUGUUAUGAAGCAAUUGAAAAUUGAAGGAUUUUUGGUUUACCGUUGGCUUAACCGAUGGCCAGAAGCAAUUGAGGAACUUUGUAAAUGGGUUUUCGAAGGAAAAAUAAAGACAAAGGAAACUAUUACUGAAGGGUUCGACAACAUAUUCAGUGCCUUUGUUGGAAUGUUAGUUGGUGAUAAUACUGGCAAGGCAUUAGUCAAGCUGUAAAGACGCUAUUUUAUUGAUGUGUUUUAGUGAUCCGAUGGUGUAACGUUUUUUAAUAACGAAUAAAAUGAAUUAUUUGUAAAA